GCGCUCAGGGCGGUGUAGCCCGCAUGUCGGAUCCCCAGCUUAUCAAAGAAAUCAAACAGGCCGUAACCAUCCCCGUUAUGGCCAAGGCCCGUAUCGGUCACUUCGUCGAGGCACAAAUCCUCGAGGCUAUCGGAAUCGAUUACGUGGACGAAUCAGAAGUCCUCACUCUCGCCGACGAUGAGAACCACAUCAACAAGCACAAUUUCCGCAUCCCUUUUGUCUGUGGAUGCCGUAACCUCGGCGAAGCCCUCCGCCGUAUCAGGGAGGGCGCCGCCAUGAUACGCACCAAGGGGGAAGCCGGUACCGGAAACAUCAUUGAGGCCGUCCGUCACGUGCGUUCCGUGAUGGGUGAUAUCAGGGUGCUGCGAAACAUGGAUGAUGAUGAGGUUUUCACUUUUGCUAAGAAACUUCAGGCACCGUACGAUCUGGUGAUGCAAACAAAACAGCUCGGAAGGCUCCCUGUGGUCCACUUUGCAGCAGGUGGGGUGGCAACACCAGCAGACGCAGCGCUUAUGAUGCAGUUGGGAUGUGACGGAGUGUUCGUGGGUUCUGGAAUUUUCAAGAGUGGUGACCCUGCCAAAAGGGGACGCGCUAUCGUGCAAGCCGUGACUCAUUACAGUGACCCAGGACUGCUGGCUGAAAUUAGCUGUGGGCUUGGUGAGGCUAUGGUUGGAAUUAAUCUUGAUGAUAAGGUGGAGAGGUAUGCUAAUCGUUCCGAGUGAGAUGGUUUGUAAGUCUAGAAAACUCUUAAUUUCGUUUUAAAUGUUUACAGUAAUUGAGGUUAAGGAGCCUUCUCUUGUGCUUUGGAUGAGCGUAUUUUAUACUUUGGGAUAUGUUCUUCGGUAUAUUGUAGUUUUAAUUUUCUGGCCAGUUGUUAUUUCAGCAGGUUUCAGUACUGAAACCAUUGGAAUGGGAUAAUGUUUUUUACUUAAGUGGAAUGAUUAAGAUUCAUUUAGUAAUGCAUUUGGAUAUUCAGCUCUGUAAAA
Messenger RNA from Nicotiana tabacum (common tobacco), 986 nucleotides. RefSeq names its product putative pyridoxal 5'-phosphate synthase subunit PDX1. The record is from RefSeq and is a predicted model, not a curated record. Lineage: Eukaryota; Viridiplantae; Streptophyta; Magnoliopsida; Solanales; Solanaceae. Gene Ontology annotation, biological process: amino acid metabolic process; pyridoxal 5'-phosphate biosynthetic process; pyridoxine biosynthetic process. Gene Ontology annotation, molecular function: amine-lyase activity.